AUGCCACCCCCACAAAGCUACCCUCCCGAACUGACGGCCGCGGAAUCCGAGCAACUGCUGUCCACUAUCAAAGACUGGUCUAUUGCCCAUGGCUUGGCCGUGAGACCACCACUCUCUCUCGUAUCCGCCGAGACAGAUCCUCAUGGGGUUCUGGCAACCACUGCUCCUGUCACCUUAUUUCCAAGCCCCUUUCCUCGUGUCUGUUUCGAGCAAGCAAAGUCAAUACAGCGAGCAUAUAAUCACUUAUACGCUUUGAUUGCACAGGAUGAAGAGUUUUUGAGGGACAUUGUGCAAGAAAUUCUUGAGGUUGACGAGUUUAUUGCUGAGUUAUGGCAAGUCCAUCUAAAAGUCAAAGAGGAAGGAUAUGUUCAGAGUCUCUCCCUGGGGCUUUUCCGGUCAGAUUACAUGGUCCAUCAAGCUACCAAUGAUGAGCCCCCCGUCAUAAAACAGGUCGAGUUUAAUACCAUUGCUUCUUCAUUCGGUGGCCUGUCGUCUCAAACCUCCAACCUACACAGACAUCUUUGCCUCGCCGAUUAUGGUCUGCUGGAAAAUCCAUUGUCCACGAAAGAAUUAGACCUCCCCGAAAACGAGAGUACAAAAUCCUUGGCUUCAGGUAUCCGGGCUGCUUACAAUACGUAUACUCAACUCGAGCCCAUACAUAACUGCUGUGUAAUCUUCUUGGUGCAAGAUCCCGAACGGAAUAUCUUUGAUCAACGGUACCUCGAAUUUGAACUGCAGCGGAAUGAGUCUCCUAUUCCUGUAUUCCGAUUACCAUUUGCCAAAGUCCUCUCCCAAACCACUAUAGCCAAUACACCUCGAAGGCAGCUUCUGUACCACCCGCCAAGCAAUGCCUCCAAAAUCUUCGAGGUUGCCGUCGUUUAUCUACGUGCAGGUUACGGGCCACAAGACUAUCCGGAUUCAACAGCCUGGCAAGCACGCCUGCAAAUUGAACGGUCAAACGCCAUCAAAUGUCCAACCAUUCUUACCCAACUUGCCGGCGCGAAGAAAGUCCAACAAGUGCUCGCAACACCCACUUCUUCCUCGGAACCCUCAAUCCUUACACGAUUCUUGAAGAACAGCACGGAUGAAGUUGACAACCUCUCCAAAACAUUUACCAACAUCUACCCGCUCGACGACUCGCCUGCUGGCCUUGAAGCUCGCAAAUUAGCGGUCGAUCCAGAGCGCUGCAAAGGCUACGUUUUAAAACCGCAGCGCGAAGGGGGAGGAAACAACAUUUACCGGACCGCGAUCCCACCUUUCCUGAACUCACUCCCAGAAACACACUGGAAGUCGUACAUCCUAAUGGAAAUCAUCAUGCCCCCUCCAGUUCGCAACCUGAUAUUGCGGAACGGUGUGAUAGAAAACGGGGGAGUGAUUUGCGAAUUGGGAAUUUAUGGAACGUGUCUGUGGGACCAGACGAGUAGAGAAGUGCUCCAUAACGAAGAAGCGGGGUAUUUGCUGAGGACCAAGGGGGACAAGAGUGAAGAGGGUGGAGUUGCGGCGGGGUUUGGAAGUAUGGAUAGCUGCAGACUAAUUUAG
This is a messenger RNA of Lachnellula hyalina, 1539 nucleotides long. It is a transcript of the gene gsa1, whose product is annotated as Glutathione synthetase large chain. Gene Ontology annotation, biological process: glutathione biosynthetic process. The record is from RefSeq and is a predicted model, not a curated record. Gene Ontology annotation, cellular component: cytosol. Lineage: Eukaryota; Fungi; Ascomycota; Leotiomycetes; Helotiales; Lachnaceae. The transcript is spliced from 4 exons. Gene Ontology annotation, molecular function: glutathione binding; glutathione synthase activity; ATP binding. The coding region runs from base 1 to 1539 and encodes 512 amino acids.